This is a messenger RNA of Phascolarctos cinereus (koala), 1627 nucleotides long. The record is from RefSeq and is a predicted model, not a curated record. Lineage: Eukaryota; Metazoa; Chordata; Mammalia; Diprotodontia; Phascolarctidae.
AUGGCCAUCCAGGUCCGGGUUCAAAAGUCAGCCUCCAGGCUCUUCAGGAAUCGCUUAACCAGCGGGGAGAGCAGAAUCCAGAAGGCAGGGGGUGAGCGCCCCAAAGCUGGCGGGGUCCGGAAGGAUGGGGUGCAGGGCUCGAGCCUCCGCAGCUCUAGUUCCCGCCUCCCUGGGCAGCUGCACGCGGCGCCCGCGGCGCCCGCGGCCGGGGUUCCGCCUCCUCCCCCUCGAAGGCGCAGGCUCCGAGUCUCCUCUGCGGCCUCGGCCUCCUCUGGGCGGGGCGGGCCUGAGUCACUGGAGCCCCGAGGCCGGCGGGGUCGCCCGGUGCGGAGCGCGCGCCCAACCGCCCCCAGCACCCGCGAACGUUGCAGUAACGGCCACGGCGCGCGCUCCGCCGCAGACCAUGUGCCGCCGCCGCAACCACCGCUUUCGUCCGCUCCCGUCCGCGGUCUCGAGCACACUGCUCUUCUCCAGCCUCACCCGCCCCACCCGUCUCGUCCUCCACCCCGUCAGCCGGCCGCCGCCCAAUCCCAGCGCCCCGGCCCAGUUCUGCCGACCAAUCACAGGCCCGGGCCGCGACGUCCAUCACAGCGCCUCAGCCCCGCCCACGUGCCAUUCGAGGGCGGUGCCCCCACUACCACUACCCCCACAUCUGCAGACAAUCGAGGAGCCCCACCCCACCUGUCAACGAGGCAGGCGAAAGUCCCGCCCUCCGUCUAUACUGACCAAUCCCGGCGCACCUCUUCCUCCUAAGGGCCUACGGCCCGGAUGAUUAAAGUACUGGGACCAAUGACAGCCUGGAACAGAUGGGGGGGAGACGAGCGCAGGCCUAAAGGCGUCACGUGAGCCGUCCACCCACGCCUUUUAAAGAGACCGUGAUGGAGAGGGCCACAAUACUUUGUUUUCAAGGGUGUGGCAGAGAGGCUGAUUACCAUUGAUGAAUUCUUUUGACCCCAGCAACUCACAAAGACUAAGGCUUGGAAGAAUUUCAGUAUGGCUUAAGGAUCCUUGCAGUAAACACAUAUUUACCAGUCUUCCUGCAGUCUCAAGCAGAUGUCAGCCCGGCCAGAAUCCUGGAAUCAUCUUUCUGAGAGCCAGAAUGGGAAGAGAAGGCAGUCUCCGAGAUGUGGCUGCUAUAGAGAAAAACAUCUUGAACAUAUGUCAUUGGUAGUUAUAUGUGAAAGUACAGCAAAUGAAGUGUAAUUAUGAUGAUUGGUACAUAGUCCUUUGAAGGAAAGGAGAAAAAAAGCAACUAAAAUUCAAGCUUGAAUUUCUUUCAUAAAUUCAUAAACUGUCCAAGACAGUCAUGAUUAUUGCCUUUGUCUGUUACAAGAGUACCCUCACAAAGACCAGCCAUAGUAUGCAUCACCCCUGGAGAUUGUGUGUCACAGUCUUGGAGGAUCCACAAGCAAGUUCAGUAAUCAGUUUCAGGAUAAAAGGUUCCUGUAACCAUAGUGACCUUUGAAGAAAGAUGCUCAUUCCUUACAGGAAAGUGUCAUCACAGACAGGAUUCAGGAAUCCUGCACAGGUGUAAAGCAAGGCUAUCCAACAUAGUUAUGGACCAGAAUCCCUUUGUUAAAAAUGCUUCAUAAAAUCAUAGUUGGAAUACACUUAAGAAGCCAUCUAA